UCAAUCGAUUACGCUCUUUCGUCUGGCCCGUCACCUUUAACCACUAGCACAAAACCACGUCGGCCGUAUCCUCCGGCCGCCAGGAACAGCCACACAUUACACACACAUAUAUAUAUACAUAUACUAUAUAUAGAGAGAGAAAAUCUCCGAUGGGUACCGGCGGCGUCGCCACCGACUCGGGGGCCGUAGAUCGAGACACCUCUCCCCUUCUGACCACAAACCCUUCCACCAAUCCCAAAAUCCCCAACGACUCCUUCCACUUGGCCUACUGUAUCUACUUCACACUCGGCACCGGCUACCUCCUCCCAUGGAACGCCUUCAUCACCGCCGUCGAUUACUUCUCCUACCUCUACCCCGACGCCUCCGUCGACCGCAUCUUCGCCGUCGUCUACAUGAUCGUCGGCCUGAUCUGCCUCCUCUUCAUAGUCGCCUAUUCAAACAAGUCCAACUCCUCGGUUCGGAUCAAUGUCGGUCUCGGCCUCUUCGUGGUGGCCCUCCUCGUCGUACCCGUCAUGGACGUGACCUACAUUAAGGGCCAGACUGGGCUGUACGCUGGGUUCUAUGUCACGGUGGCUGCGGUGGCGCUUUCGGGUCUCGCCGACGCGCUGGUGCAGGGUGGGGUCAUUGGGGCCGCUGGAGAGUUGCCGGAGAGGUAUAUGCAGGCCGUCGUGGCAGGGACUGCGGCUUCAGGAGUCCUUGUUUCAUUUCUAAGGAUCUUUACCAAAGCUGUAUAUUCACAAGACACUCAAGGACUGAGACAAAGUGCAAAUCUUUAUUUCAUUGUCAGUAUUGUCGUGAUGAUCAUAUGUACUGUUUUCUACAACGUGGCUCCUAGACUUCCAGUUAUAAAGUACUAUAACGAGUUGAAGAUACAGGCUGUAAAUGAGGAAAGAGAAGAGAAAGGUGUCCUGGCUGAGGCACUAUGGAGAUCGGCCCUGUGGGACAUUGUGGGGAGGGUGAAGUGGUAUGGGUUUGGGAUCCUCAUCAUCUAUGUCGUUACAUUGUGUAUAUUUCCGGGUUAUAUUACAGAGGAUGUGCAUUCCCAGAUUCUCAAGGAUUGGUACCCAAUUCUCCUAAUUACCGGCUACAAUGUGUUUGAUCUGGUUGGCAAGUCUGUGACUGCACUCUAUACCCUUGAGAAUGCAAAGGUUGCAAUUGGUGCUUCUUUCGCCAGGUUGCUGUUUUUGCCCCUCUUCUUAGGUUGCUUGCAUGGUCCUAGCUUCUUUCGAACGGAGAUUCCAGUGACAGUGUUGACAUGCCUUUUGGGCCUUACCAACGGCUACUUGACCAGUGUGUUAAUGAUUUUGGCUCCCAAAAUUGUGCAGCUACAACAUGCAGAGAGUGCGGGAAUUGUGAUGGUUUUGUUCCUAGUUGUUGGCCUGGCAAUUGGUUCAGUUAUAUCUUGGUUUUGGGUCAUAUGAUCCAUCUUUCAAUUUGUUUGAAAUCAACUCUUAUUAGGACUCUUCUGUUCAAUAUUGUUUCUUUUCCACUGCAAUGCUUACUGAAGAAUGGGUGGUUGUAAGUGAACAUAUUCUUAUGGUUCAAUUACAACUUGAAGUGUACAUUGAUGGUUAAAUACAACUUGAUAAUGUGCAAUGGUGGCUAUCAUGUUUGAAGACUA
This is a messenger RNA of Cornus florida, 1621 nucleotides long. Its product is annotated as equilibrative nucleotide transporter 1-like. Gene Ontology annotation, molecular function: nucleoside transmembrane transporter activity. Gene Ontology annotation, cellular component: plasma membrane. Gene Ontology annotation, biological process: nucleoside transmembrane transport. Bases 150 to 1421 code for a protein of 423 amino acids. The record is from RefSeq and is a predicted model, not a curated record. The transcript has 2 exons. Lineage: Eukaryota; Viridiplantae; Streptophyta; Magnoliopsida; Cornales; Cornaceae.